Messenger RNA from Lolium rigidum, 1540 nucleotides. RefSeq names its product NADH dehydrogenase [ubiquinone] 1 alpha subcomplex subunit 9, mitochondrial-like. Gene Ontology annotation, molecular function: protein-containing complex binding. The transcript is spliced from 12 exons. The coding region runs from base 16 to 1242 and encodes 408 amino acids. Lineage: Eukaryota; Viridiplantae; Streptophyta; Magnoliopsida; Poales; Poaceae. The record is from RefSeq and is a predicted model, not a curated record. Gene Ontology annotation, cellular component: mitochondrion.
CCGACGACGGCGACGAUGCAGGCGGCGGCGUUGCGGCGCCACCUCCUCGACCAGCACCACCUCUCCCCGGCCUCGUCGACCGCCAUCUCCGCCUUCAGAUCCGCGCUCGCUCCCCAAGGGCUCGGCGGGGCGGAUGGCGCGAGGCACAUGUCCGCGAGGGCGCCGGCGGUCAAGGGGGCGGGGCAUCUCGUCCGCAAGGGCACGGGAGGGAGGUCCUCCGUGAGUGGAAUCGUCGCUACAGUGUUUGGAGCUACUGGAUUUCUUGGACGCUACGUUGUGCAGCAACUUGCAAAGAUGGGAUCUCAGGUUCUUGUCCCAUUCAGAGGCUGCGAGGAUUCUCACCGCCACCUCAAAUUAAUGGGUGACUUGGGUCAGAUUGUUCCAAUGAAAUACAACCCAAGAGAUGUGAAUUCGAUUAAGGCUUCUGUAGCCAAGUCAAAUGUGGUCAUUAACCUCAUUGGACGGGAGUUCGAAACAAGAAACUAUGGGUUUGAAGAAGUAAACCAUAAUAUGGCUGAACAACUUGCUAUGAUAUCCAAGGAGCAUGGGGGUAUCGUUAGAUUUAUCCAGGUUUCUGCUUUAGGGGCAUCAGCCUCUUCACCUUCUAGAUUGCUUAGGGCAAAGGCUGCUGGAGAGGAAUCUGUGUUAAAAGAAUUUCCUGAAGCUACAAUCAUGAGGCCUGCAACCCUGAUUGGCACAGAAGAUCGGAUUUUGAACAGAUGGGCAAUGUAUGCCAAAAAUUGGGGUUUCCUCCCACUAGUUGGUGGUGGAUCUACAAAGUUUCAGCCUGUUUAUGUUGUGGAUGUUGCUGCUGCCAUUGUCAACUCCCUCAAGGAUGAUGGCACCAGCAUGGGAAAGACCUAUGAGCUCGGUGGACCAGAUGUUUACACUGUUCGAGACCUGGCUGAGUUGAUGUUUGAAACAAUACGUGAAUGGCCGAGAUAUGUGAAUCUUCCUUUUCCUAUUGCAAGGGCUAUUGCUACUCCAAGGGAAUUGCUGCUAAACAAAGUGCCUUUUCCUUUGCCAACUCCCUCAAAUUUCAAUCUCGAUCAGAUCAAUGCACUCUCUGUAGACAACCUAGUAUCUGAAGAUGCUCUCACUUUCGCGGACCUGGAAAUCAAACCUCACAAGUUGAAGGGCUACCCAACCGAGUUCCUUGUCUGCUACCGGAAGGGCGGUCCAUCUUUUGGUUCCACUGUCAGCGAGAAGAUGGGGAGUGCGGAUGUAGCACCCCGUUUCUGAAGACGCUGUAAAAUUUAUAAUCAUUUAGUUGAAGAUAAGUUGUUGUGUUUGUCUCCUUGUCAUCUGCGGUGGCAGGACUAGAUUUGAUGCAAGCAUUGGCUCCUGUCCUUGUUUCCUUAUCAAUAAGAAAAGGCACGGAUGUAUUGUGAAAUUUUUGGAUUGGAAAUGCAAAAGUAUACAGAAUCAUUGCUGCGGCGAUGACACAAUUGAGCGCUCUCAGAGUGUAAAUCUGAUUGCUCCUAUGGCUGAGCAUUGUUUCAAAUUAUUUUGAAGGUUCAUUUUGCUGUUGAAUAUUUUA